GAGAGAGAGAGAGAGAGAGAGGGGACGACAUAUCUCGCCCCGCCCCAAUCACCAAUCUUCUUCACCAAUCUCUCUCGUCGGAGGGGUGAUAGCCAACCGCCAGACGCGGCGGCGGCCGUCGGCAAAGGCGCGGAACCACGCGCGACGGUGGAGGUAGUCGGAAUAGAGGAGGAUCCUGGCGGUGAUCCGGUGGCUGUCGUUGCAGGGUGCAAGUCUGAGCCCUAGGAAAGAUCCUUUCUCUCCGCUGUCCGCAGGCGGGAGAUUCGUGGGGGGUCGAAAUUUGUCUGGGGGGACGAGGUGGUUUAGAGGCGCCCGCGUGAGGUAAUGCACGUCGGCCCGCCUGCCCGAGGCUCGGAUCUCGGCGCCGCCGGCAUGGCGGCGGAUGCGGAGGAGCCGAGAGUGUACGAGGCUUGGAAGGGAAGCAACAUAUUUUUCCUUCAAGGAAGAUUUAUAUUUGGUCCCGAUGUGAGAUCAUUGUUUCUCACCAUAUUCCUGAUUGUUGCACCUGUUUCAGUCUUCUGUGUGCUUGUUGCCAGAAAACUAAUGGAUGAUUUUUCUAAUACACUGGGUGUACCUGUGAUGGUGGUAGUUGUUGUGUUCACUUUGUAUGAUUUAACUCUUCUACUUCUUACCUCUGGUAGAGAUCCGGGUAUAGUGCCUCGUAAUGCACAUCCUCCAGAACCUGAAAUUUAUGAGGGCAAUAAUGAAGUUGGAGGUGUCCAAACUCCACAAUUACGGUUGCCCCGAACAAAGGAUGUAAACGUGAAUGGGGUUACUGUAAAGGUGAAAUACUGUGACACUUGCAUGCUUUAUCGGCCUCCUCGUUGCUCGCACUGCUCAAUCUGCAAUAACUGUGUGGAACGUUUUGACCAUCACUGUCCAUGGGUUGGGCAAUGCAUUGGGCUUCGGAACUAUCGAUUCUUCUAUAUGUUUGUCUUCUCAACGACUUUGCUAUGCCUCUAUGUCUUUGGAUUUUGCUGGGUUUGUAUAGUGAAAAUAAAAAAUGCUGAACAAAUAUCUAUUUGGAGAGCAAUGACCAAGACUCCAGCUUCCAUUGUUCUCAUAAUCUACACUUUUAUAUCAGUUUGGUUUGUCGGAGGCCUCUCUAUCUUCCAUUUAUAUCUAAUGAGCACCAACCAGACAACUUAUGAAAACUUCAGAUACCGUUACGAUCGGAGAGCUAACCCAUAUAACAGAGGAGUGGUGGAGAAUUUCAAAGAGAUCUUUUUUACAAGCAUCGCUCCGUCAAAGAACAAAUUCCGGGCAAGGGUGCCACGAGAACAAGGAUUUCAACCACGUUCAUCAGGUGGAGGUUUUAUGAGUCCAAACAUGGGCAAAGCAGUGGGUGACAUAGAGAUGGGUAGAAAGCCUGUGACAUGGGAUGAAUUAAGAGCAGUCACACAGGUUGGUGAUCUGGAAGAAGGUCUAAGCAAUAGAAACAUAGCGGAUGACAAGGAUGGUGAGCUUGGUGAAGUUUCUCCGGAUUUAAGCAGGGAGGUUCUGGCAUCGGGGAGCGUGGAAGUGCAAGCUACGACACACCAUAGGCUCUCAAGUUGGGGAAGAGGUCGGAGCUGGGAGACAACGCCUGAGGUUCAAGCUGUAGCAGCUGCGGUAGGGGAAACAAGUAGGAUGGGCAGCGGCAGUGGAAGCAGCAUCAUGGCUCCAGGAAACUUGUGAGGUGUUCAGAUAGUGGCAAGAUCUUGAAGGCAGGGAUUUUAUAGAUUUAGGAUGUGCAUUAGGAACCGUCUGGUGUUUGUUAAUGUGAUUUCUUUUGUGAGCCAUCUGGUGGGGUUGGGUAAUAUAUAUUUCGAGAUGACUGCCCUAUGCUAAUCUGGUCCUUUUGAUCUCUUCUAACUUCCUCGUUCCCUCUGUUUCUUAACUUCUGCUGCGGUAUCGUCAUCAUCUUAGUUUGACAUUUGAAGAUAUUGGUUGAGGGCUGAACCUGCUUUGCUUGGCGUGUGUAAAUAUUUGUGUUUUGUGAUUUCAGAAAACUUCUGUAUUCACUAAGUCCUACCUCGAUAAUUUUAUUAUGUUUUUAAGGGAUUUAUAUGUCAUGUGUCUCUUUAUGUUGUUAUUUCCUCAAAUGGGAUGAUUACAGAAACACUGAUGAACUAUCUUAUUAGAA
Molecule: messenger RNA, 2125 nt
Organism: Musa acuminata subsp. malaccensis (wild Malaysian banana)
Lineage: Eukaryota; Viridiplantae; Streptophyta; Magnoliopsida; Zingiberales; Musaceae
Product: probable protein S-acyltransferase 7
Biological process (GO): peptidyl-L-cysteine S-palmitoylation; protein targeting to membrane
Cellular component (GO): endoplasmic reticulum; Golgi apparatus
Molecular function (GO): protein-cysteine S-palmitoyltransferase activity
Source: RefSeq, a predicted model, not a curated record